Molecule: messenger RNA, 366 nt
Organism: Coturnix japonica (Japanese quail)
Lineage: Eukaryota; Metazoa; Chordata; Aves; Galliformes; Phasianidae
Source: RefSeq, a predicted model, not a curated record
GGCCGUAUGAUGCUCUAUGGGGCUGUAUAUAGGGCUGUAUGAUGCUCUAUGGGUCGCUAUGGGGCUGUAUGUGUUUAUAGGGACGUCGACGGACGUGAGCCGCUUUGCGGGUCGCCUGGAGCACGUGUACGACGGGGUGACGGCCGGGAUCAGCAUCCAGAGCCCACAGCUCAACAUACAGACCGUGGCUGCGGGGGGGGGGUCACGGCUCGUGUACCGUUCUGGUCUCUUUGUGGUCGGCCCCGAAUCAGCAGGAGCGGAUCCCGGCCCCGCGUGUUACCGCAGAGGGGGCCCAGCCACAGUGACGGAUGCCAACCUUGUUCUGGGCCACCUCCCAUUGCCCCAUAUCCCCCCAUAACCCCCAUA